GUAUGUGUGUCUGUCUCUCCACCACGCCCCCCUCAUCUUUCAUCCCAGUGCUCCUAUAGGUUCGGUUCAAAGGUAACAAAAAGACUGGGGGCUCUAUAAAGAUCCCGUUUGCUCUCUCCGCCUCCCUGCUCUCCCUUUUCAUUUCUUCGGCCCGUCUCGUUCGUACCAGCAAAACACCAAAAUGCCCAGCAAGAGGAAGAAGAACAAGCGUCGCAUGAGGAGGGUGCAGGCCCAGAGGAGAGCCCUCGAAGAGCAGCAUGCAGCCAACCCACUAGUCAAAGCGAGCCCUGCAAUUGCAGUGAGUGCGCCCCCUGCAGCAACCCCAAAGAAAGCGACUAAAACUCGAGCGCCAGCUCCAGAAAAGAUCCCAAAGCCUACUCCGAUUGUUGUCCCCAUUGUAGAGACCCCCAAAGUAGAAAUAAAACCAGUUGUAAAAGAACCUGUCACAGAGCCCGUCCCAGUCGAGGUAAAGGCACCAGAACCUGAAGCUGUGGUGUUGGAACAGACUCCAGCAGAAGUCGAGGUUGAAGUCCCAGUCCCGGUCACUGAAGAAGCACCAGUCAUUGAGACUCUGCCAGCAGAGCCCAUUGUAGUUGAAGCUGAGAUAGUACAGGAGGCUGAACCUAUCAUUCCCGAAACAGAACCAUUAACUGAGGUCAUACCCCCAGCUGAGGCUCCAGUGGUGGCUCCUGCUGAGACUGAGAUUCAGACAGAAGAAACUACAAUCAUAACAACAGAGACUGAACAGACACAUGAUGUCUGCGAGCCAGAGACUGAAGUGGAGGUUGAGACCUUGGCACAGGAAGAGCCAGCCGUCGAGGUUGAGGUGGAAGUGGCUGCCACAGAAGUCACCGAAGAACCAGUGGUAGAAGCACAGACUUGUGACCAAGUUUGUGCUGAAGCAGAACUCGCUGCUGAUGAGGUGGUUACAGAAACAGAGGUGGAACCAGUGGAGGAAGCUGUCACAGAGGUACCUGAGCCAGAACAGGUGAUCGAAGCCGUGGUCAGUCCUGCAUCCCCAGAAGAGGAUGAUGCUGAAGUAGAAGUGUUGGCAGAAGAAGUGUUGGCAGAAGAAGUGUUGGCAGAAGAAGAGGCUCCCGAAGUCCUCUCUGAGCCUGUUACGAUGACAGAGGUGCCAGUCACCAUCCCUGAGGCUCCGGUAGAAGAGGUACAAGCCCCUGUACCUGAAGUCAUAGAGGCUCCUGCCACCCAGGACAAUGCUGACAGCCUGGUCGAUGACUUUGUUGUCACAGAAUCUGCCUCAGUGGUGGAGGACGCCAUUGCUGAGUCUGCUGCUGUCCAAGCGGAAAUUGUGGAAAUGAGUGACAACCUCGACACCCAAUCAGAAUCUUUGGAUGUGACGCCCAUUUUGCCUGAGCCUGAGCCCAUCUGUGAGCUUCAGACUGAGCCCGAGCCCAUCUGUGAGCUUCAGACUGAGCCCGAGCCCAUCUGUGAGCUUCAGACUGAGCCCGAGCCCAUCCCUGUGCCUCACGCUGAGCCUGAGCCUGAGCCCGUGCCUGAGUCUCACGCUGAGCCUGAGCCCGUGCCUGCACCUCAGGCCGAGCCUGAGCCCCAGCCUCAGGCUGAGCCCGAGCCUAAGCCCGAGCCCCAGCCAGAAGCUGAGCCCAAGUCUGAACCCGAGCCUGUGCCUGAGCCCAGUCUUGCCCCUGCAGAGGAAAUUGUCAUUGAAAGCGCUGCUAAGCAGACAUGUCUGGAUGCGCUGUCAGAAGAGCCUAAGAAAGAAAUCUGUGACAUGCCAUGUCAGAUGCAGCUCACAGUGGAGUCUGUGGAGAUGUCAGUGGAGGCAUCAAUGAAUGGACACAUUGUUCCAGAGGUCUCCAUUGAGGGCUAGAUACACAACACACAGUUUGAAAAAACCCUUUUGUCUUUAUUCCCCUUUGGUCAUUUGGAGGACUCAAAGCUUUACAGGGAGUCGACCAGCUGAUUUAUUUUUUAUUUUUUAGGGCUUACGACAGAACCACCAGGAAAUUGAAGGGACAUCCACGCUUUGAAGUGCCUUUCAAAGGCCCUUGUUCCUGUCAAAACCAAAUGUCAACAUGCCCAAACUGCUGCAUUCAAGGCACUGUUGUCAUUAAGUGUGCAUAAAUGGAACAAACAUAUUGUGACUUUUUUUUUUGUAUUUCUCCCUAAAUGCACGUACAGUGAAUUUGCAUUAGCAGUGGAAGCAGAAGUGUGUGAGAGAUGGAGACUCCUAAAACAAGAAAAAUGGUAGUACCUGAUAUUUCUUGGCAUGUUUUCAUCUCUCCAGAACAUCUCUUUCCAUGCUGCAUACACUCAAUACAUGUGAAAUCUGUGGCAUCGAUGAAUGUUGCUAUAGUUUGUACUUGAGUCUGUGUUCAUAAGGGUGGGAGGGACAACACGUUCUGUUUUGUUCACAUUUUGAAAUAAAAGAUUUUGUGCACCAGACCCUUUUUACUCUCGGAGACACGUCUACAAAUUUCCCCCUUUACCUUCAUUUCGUCUUCCGCUUCUUAUCUCUGUCUCCAUAAGUGCCAGUGCUAAGAUGUAGCUUUUAUGGUCACGGGAGCUUGGACAGAGUUUGAGAGGAUGAGAUGAGAGAUGACUUUCUUUUUCCUUUUUCUCACAUUCUCCUUUUUUUAAAUUCCUUUUGUAUAGACCAUAUGAUGUGCUACAGUUUUGUGUUCAAAGUCUGUACAUUGGAGGGGAAAUGUAAUGUAAUCUGGUCAUGUGGAUCCACCUUUGAAAUAAAGCUGUAACUCAUCGUGA
Messenger RNA from Larimichthys crocea (large yellow croaker), 2748 nucleotides. RefSeq names its product protein TsetseEP. The coding region runs from base 182 to 1852 and encodes 556 amino acids. The transcript has 10 exons. Lineage: Eukaryota; Metazoa; Chordata; Actinopteri; Sciaenidae. The record is from RefSeq and is a predicted model, not a curated record.